GCUUUAUCUCUGACUGUCCGUCCCAUCAUCCACUGUGGCACCAGCUCCCUCUGCCAGCCUGGAUGGAGACAGCCAGAGCUAGAGAGGUGAUGGUAACCAUAGCCCGGACUGAGAGAAGGAGACUGGGCCUCUAGCUGCCAACCAGGUGAUGGAGACACCAGGCCAUGAUAAACAUCCUCGGAGCCCUAACAUUGAUCUUCUGACCUGACCUUGUCUGACCAAGCCAUGUCCCAACAAGCCUCAGUGGACAGGGGGCUGCCCCCAGAUGUGCUGGCAGAGCAGGUGGAGCUAUGGUGGUCUCAGCAGCCCCGUCGCUCCUUGCUCUGUUUCUCCGUGGCCGUGGGCCUUGUGGCCGGCUGUGGGGCAGGCGGUGUGGCACUGCUGUCCUCCACCAGCAGCCGCUCUGGCGAAUGGCGAUUAGCUGUGGGCACUGUGCUCUGCCUGCUGGCCCUGGUGGUUCUGGUGAAGCAGCUGGUGAGCUCUGCCGUGCAGGAUAUGAACUGUAUACGCCAGGCCCAGCACGUGGCCUGGCUGCGCAGCGGCGGAGGGGCUGAUGCUGUUGUAGUAUUGCUCAGUGGCUUUGUGCUGCUGGUCACUGGCCUGACCCUGGCUGGACUGGCUGCUGCCCCGGCUCCAGCUCGGCCACUGGCUGCCAUGCUGUCUGUGGGCAUUACCCUGGCUUCCUUAGGCUCAGUCUUGUUGCUGGGUUUGCUGCUGUAUCAGGUGGGUGUGAGUGGACACUGCCCCCCGAUCUGUACAGCUGCACCCUCCACCCAAAAUGGCCACAGUGGUAACAGCAGCAUCUUUAGCAUCUCAGGACAAUUGUCCUCUGGCCAGCGUCAUGAGACCACCUCCAGCAUUGCCAGCCUCAUCUGACAGAGAUGGAGCCCUUCUUCCUAUGACCCGACUCGGUGUCCCCAGAACUUGUGACAUGCACAGGUGCAUGCAUAUAUGUAUGCCUCCCUGCCAUGGGAUUGCAUAGUAUGAGAUUAGGAGCUCAUGUGUAGCCACACAUCCACACCAUGAGAAGGUGAGUGAUGGAUGCCUCCUUGGGGCUGAAUGCUUGUGUCUGUGGACUGUCUUGCUCUCUGCCUGGUUCUGGGGUCUCUAGGCACAUCUGGAAUUCCUGAAGAUUUGACCUAUAUUUCUAAGACCCUACAACUCCAGCCUUGCCCUAUGACAUCAUCCAGGGUCUCCACAUAAGUGACCAUUGCACACCCAUGAACAGACCAGUGAUUGUUCUUCAGAGAGAGUGACUUUUGACAAAGCAGAGGGAAAUGGCUCCCUGAUGAGAUGGACCUGGACCGGAAAUGCCUUUGAGCUUAUCACCUAGCAGCUGGGGCCUGGGUGAGGUGACUUAGCCUCUCUUGCUCAGUUCUCAGAACAGUGUCGCCAUUGAUUUGUUAGGAUUAAGUGCUGUCCUCAAUGAGAUGACUGGACUCCUGGCAAAUGUGCAAUAAAAAGGUGUCUACAGUCGUCUUUAC
This is a messenger RNA of Onychomys torridus (southern grasshopper mouse), 1484 nucleotides long. It is a transcript of the gene Tmem125, whose product is annotated as transmembrane protein 125. The record is from RefSeq and is a predicted model, not a curated record. The transcript has 2 exons. Lineage: Eukaryota; Metazoa; Chordata; Mammalia; Rodentia; Cricetidae. Bases 226 to 876 code for a protein of 216 amino acids.